UUAAAUUGCAUUUAAUUCUGUACACAGCACAAGUGGUUCAAUACGCAGUUAUUGUAGAUUUUAUUGAAAAGUAAUCGUGAAUUAAAAAUAAGUUUCAAAUCGAUUCUUUAUAAUGUUCUCCGUUCCAUUACGUUCAUUUCGACCGUUGAACCUUAAAUGUAUUUAUAGAACGACGGUUGCUCGAACUGCAACAUCUUUGGUACCUGGUGAACCAAGUGGGCCGUCCUUAAAAACGUCUAUCCCUGGUCCAGUUUCUGCAAAGUUAUUCAAACAACUGAAUCACUUACAGCAAGCAGAGUCGGUCCAGUUUUUCGCCGACUAUGAUAAAUCUUUGGGGAAUUACAUUGUAGACGUGGACAGUAAUGUUCUUUUGGAUUGUUAUUCGCAAAUAUCAUCACUGCCCUUAGGUUACAACCAUCCAAAUUUGUUGAAUGUGUUCAACGACGCACAUAAUUUGAAAUCGCUGAUAAAUAGGCCCGCUUUAGGAGUAUUUCCUGGCGCCGACUGGCCACAUAAGUUACAGAGUGUGCUGAUGAGCGUGUCGCCCGGAUUACCCAUGGUAGCGACGAUGAUGUGCGGUUCGUGUUCGAAUGAAAACGCUUACAAAGCUCUUUGUAUAAGCUACAUGAGGAAAGAAAGGGGAGGAAAAGACUUUUCAAAGCAAGAGCUCGAGUCCUGCAUGAUGAACCUUCCACCAGGUUCUCCGUCGGUCUCGUUGCUUUCAUUCCACGGCGCAUUUCACGGUCGCACCUUCGGUGCGCUCUCAACAACUCACUCAAAAGCUAUUCACAAAAUCGACGUUCCGGCUUUUGAGUGGCCCAUUGCCCACUUUCCCAAAUAUCGUUAUCCUCUCGAUGAGCACGCGUCAGAAAAUAAACAAGAAGAUCAAAAGUGUUUGGAAGAGGUUGAAGACCUGAUAGUGAGCUACAAAGCGAAAGGGAAGCCAGUUGCAGGAGUUGUGGUUGAGCCAAUUCAAUCCGAAGGUGGAGAUAAUGAGGCUUCUCCUGAAUUCUUUCAGCAACUUCAAAGGAUAGCAAAACGGCACGGCGCCGGUUUCCUGAUAGACGAAGUCCAAACGGGUGGCGGUCCCACGGGGAAAAUGUGGUGUCACGAACACUUCAAUCUUGAUUCGCCCCCCGACAUCGUCACCUUCAGCAAGAAAAUGCAAAUCGGAGGAUUUUAUCACAACGAGAACAUGAAGUCCAGUGAACCGUACAGGAUAUUCAAUACAUGGAUGGGAGAUCCCGGAAAACUGUUAAUUCUAGAGGAAGCUUUGAACGUGAUCAAAAAACAACAUUUACUGGAUGUUGUGCAGAAAAGCGGUAAGGUACUAAAGUCAGGUAUCGCACAGUUGGAAAAGGAAUAUCCAAAUUUAAUCAACUCGACGCGCGGUCGGGGAACAUUCUUGGCUUUUAAUGCGGAUACUCCAAAGCUGAGAGAUGAAAUUGUCUCAAAGUUGAAACAGAAAGGAAUACAAACCGGCGGUUGUGGAGACCACUCGGUUCGGGUAAGAACUGCACUCAUUUUCCAAGAACAUCACGCUGCUAUAUUUUUGGAUAAGCUUAGGGAAGUGUUAAGGGAAGUGUAAUAUUUUUUCAAUUUAAAUAUUUCUAAAUUAAUCGUCUGAUCCUAAGCAAAAAUUUAACAGGUCUUCCAUUAUUGCGGCCUUAAAUAUUUGUUUUGUUAAGUUUUCUUAAGAUGUUGUAGGCGCAAUGGGAUAGAAUUUAUGCAAGUUGUACCGAUUUAUGUGAUACAAGUGAAUUUGGCUCCUAAUAAAGACUUUAUUUAUGGAU
Molecule: messenger RNA, 1793 nt
Organism: Photinus pyralis (common eastern firefly)
Lineage: Eukaryota; Metazoa; Arthropoda; Insecta; Coleoptera; Lampyridae
Product: 4-aminobutyrate aminotransferase, mitochondrial
Exons: 7
Coding region: 113-1588 (491 amino acids)
Biological process (GO): GABA catabolic process
Cellular component (GO): mitochondrion
Molecular function (GO): pyridoxal phosphate binding
Source: RefSeq, a predicted model, not a curated record